Sebastes umbrosus (honeycomb rockfish) is the source of this 2405-nucleotide messenger RNA. RefSeq names its product RAB23, member RAS oncogene family (gene rab23). Bases 493 to 1200 code for a protein of 235 amino acids. The transcript has 7 exons. The record is from RefSeq and is a predicted model, not a curated record. Lineage: Eukaryota; Metazoa; Chordata; Actinopteri; Perciformes; Sebastidae. Gene Ontology annotation, molecular function: GTPase activity; GTP binding.
ACUCUCUGCUGCUUAGCAACAACAUUAGCGAGCUGCAGCUAGCAGCCAGUUGCUGCUUAGUGACUCUGAUGCGUAGCUGCGGAUAGAUAGCCAUACAUCUUCACCCCGUCUAUGUCACCGAUUUUUACUCCGUUAUCGACGUUAAUUAAACUUUACCUAUCGGGUAACAUCCGCUGUGUGUAGUCAUUAGCUAAGAUCUCAUCAUUAUCGGGUGGAGCAGAAGGUUUCUUUAGUGGCUAACCUCAGCUAGGUAACCUUAGCACCCGGAGGAGUCACCAGCGUCUCCUAGUUGUGCCACGGAGAGAGAAGAGAGAGAGCAGAGGGAGGCUGGGGAUAAUAAUGUGAUAGUUAGUUAGCUGCUUAGCUCAUCUAAUGUUGGCGGACACUGGAUGAGUUGAAACGUGAUUUUGCAGGUGGUAUAUGUGUUUGUGACACAUCCCUGAAGCUUCCCAGGCAGAGUGGAACUGAGCAAACCAGCCAGACGUCGCCACCAUGUUGGAGGAGGACAUGGAAGUGGCCAUCAAGGUGGUUGUGGUCGGCAACGGGGCUGUCGGUAAGUCCAGUAUGAUCCAACGGUACUGCAAGGGAGUCUUCACUAAGGACUACAAAAAGACCAUCGGCGUGGACUUCCUGGAAAGGCAGAUACUUGUAAAUGACGAAGAGGUCCGACUAAUGCUGUGGGACACCGCCGGGCAGGAGGAGUUCGAUGCUAUCACUAAGGCCUACUACCGUGGUGCCCAAGCAUGUGUACUAGUCUUCUCUACCACAGACAGGGAGUCGUUUCAGUGCAUUGACAGCUGGAGGGAGAAGGUGGAGGCCGAGGUCGGAGAUAUUCCCACAGUUCUAGUGCAGAACAAAAUCGACCUCUUGGAAGAGACCGUUAUAAAAAACGAGGAGGCAGAAGCUUUGGCUAAAAGGCUCAAGCUGAGAUUUUAUCGAGCUUCAGUAAAAGAGGACCUCAAUGUCAACGAGGUUUUUAAGUACUUAGCCGAGAAGUAUCUUCAGCGACUCAAACAGCAAACGGCAGAGGAGACGGAGGUGCUCCAUACAACAAGCAAUAAAAUAGGUGUUUUUAAUACCACCAGUAGUAAUGUCAGCAACCAGAGCUCCAGCAACGGCAGAGAAAUCAUCACUUUGCGACCCAACAAACAAAGGACCAAGAAGAGUAAAAAUCCUUUCGGAAGCUGCAGCCUACUCUAGAUAAAAAAUCAUUUAGAUUUAGUGACUGACUAUUGUUUCUAAGACUAAAUUGGUCACUGUUGUAUUUUGUGGAUGUAGCCACAUUUAGAGACCAAAGCCCAAACAGACUGGGGAAAUACUACUCUAUAUACUACUUUAAUAAUGUUUAAUCUGUAAGUUGAUUCCCCACAUUGAUGGUUGAAUUCCCUUUGAUUCAAUCUUGGAUCUCCAUCAGUGAUCUGCGCACAAAUCUGUCCUUGCAGUUGCCUUAAGUAACAGCAACAGCUGCAGUACAUGUAUGUUGUUUAGAUAUGACUCGACUUACAAUCCUCUCAUCAGAAUAUGUAACAGCAAAAGGUUGCACUCUCGCUCUCGGAAAACUCCUCUAUGAUUUUUACAGUCACCCAUUCCUGUGUUUAAACAGCGCAACAUGUUUGCGUGUAUUGUCGAAGAUAACACAGAUCAUUUUGCACCAUAUUUUUCCGUCAGCAUCAAUAUGGUUCAAACUAUACUGUUCAUUGUGGACGAAACACUAAUCGAAUCCAGAGUGAAUUCUCUGCGCAGAAGUAUUUUUGUACGAAUCACAACAGUGUUGAGUGAUAUUUUCAUGUAAGUGUUGACUGACAUAGUGCCAAAUUUUCCUCUUUCUGAGCUGUAGUUAAAUAUUAACACUGCAGUGAUAUGGAUGUAACAUGAAAUUAAUAGAAUGUGCUUUUAUGUAUAACCAAAUAUCAAUAACUAUCGACACAAAGUAGUCCUCUGUACGUCUGCUUACACUCCACUUAUUUACGGAUUUGUUAAUUCUGAGACUUUUACAAAGUUUAGGACUUUGUGAUGUAAAAACAUAAGUCACAGUUAUAGCAUUAUGUUUUUGAUUGCAGUUGUUUACAUUUUACACAUUUCACUGUGCUUUUUCUUUAACUUUGGAACAGCUUUGAGUAAGUCAUUGAUAAGUUCCAGUACCCAUGUAUUCACAUUUCACUAUAUUUCUAACAUUUCAAACACUAAACAUGGUACAAGAUUUCAUUUUUUAUCUCUUGGUUUGGCUCAUAGAUUGUAUAUAAAGACGGACGAGGCCUCUCCACUUCCUCCCACUGCACAGAAGUGAAGCCAAAAUAUCCCAAAUAUUGGAGUUGCCAUCUUGAGAUUUUGAUGUCAUUUGCAACCAAUCAUGACUCACCCCUUUUUUUUAUAGCAUCGAAUAACUAAUUAAAACCAAACUUAUC